AUGGAGGGCCAGGAGGGCGCGCCCGGCGUAGAGGGGCCCCCCACAGCGGACGCGCCGCCCGCGGCCGACGCCGACGUGCCGGGCCACAGGCGGCCGAUCGACGCGUCCCAGAAGCGCCGCCUCUGGAAGUUCUUCGACGAGAACUACGUGGGCUGGCGCAGCUCGAACCUACCGAGGGAGGGCGUCGACGAGAAGCUCGACAAGUUCAUCACGGAGAUCGAGCUCGUGCGCACGCAGGUCUCGAGGCAGCUCACCUCGUGGAAGAAGGCGAAGAACCCGGCCGCCGUCGCGCUCACGCUCGACGCGUCGCGCGAGGACCUCAAGCAGCGCAUCGCCGCGCGCAUCGGCUGCCUGCGGGACCUCACAGCAGCCGCCCUCGCCGACGCGAAGUCGAUGCUCAAGGACGUGACGGCGGCGGCCGACGUCGUCGAUCGACUGCUGAAAGAUGACGAGCCGGUCCAGGGCGCGGCGGACUUCGGGGACCGCUUCUUCGAGGACCUCAUCGACGCCUUGGCAAUGACCUCCUCGAAAUCUGCGGGCGGCGGCAUGGCGGCGUCGAAGGCGUUCUUCGAGCAACGGUUGACGAUCAUCGACGAGCAGCAGACGCUCUGGAACCAGAUGCACUCCGUCACGGACCAGCUCUCGCGGGAGGAGAAGCUGACUAUUACCAGGGCCUUUGUCGCCUUCGAGAUGGCCGCCUUCGACGGGUUCAAGGAGGCGAUCGCCGACGUGGACCUCCCAGACCUCGUCGUCGAAACGGUGGGCCCCGUGCACCUCAAAGACGCGCGCGCGCCCUUGGUCUACUACCUCGCCGGGUGGCUCCUCUUCACGCUCUUCCGCCUCAAGUCCGAGGACCCCUUCUACGCCAUGUACGUCAGCCACAACAACAUCUCGAGGGGCGAGGCCGAGGAGGCCAAAAUGCCCCUGGGCAUCACCCUUAGGCGGCCCGCAACUAAGGGGGUCUUCCUGGCCUCGCCGCCCCUCUUCGACUUCGUCUGGGCCGUCGAGGCCACCUACGCGAAGCUCCUCACGACCGCCAACCUCGUCGCCUACGAGGGGGCCCUUGUCACGAAAGUGAACAAGCUCCUCUCGAAGGACCCGGCCGUCGCGCAGUGCUUCCGUGCUACCAUCACGGACGACAUGAAGGCCGCCAUCGCCACGUCCAGCGCGGAGCCGCCCGUCGCCGAGGUGAUGCAGCGCCUGCUCGACAAGUACGCGCGGAUGCGCGGCCGGGACCUCGUCGGCAAGCUUAUGUCGAAUCUUCGGUCCGCAGCCUUCGCUGCCAACACGCACCUAUAUCAUAGUAAAAUAAUUAUCUAA
Messenger RNA from Aureococcus anophagefferens, 1320 nucleotides. RefSeq lists its product as hypothetical. The coding region runs from base 1 to 1320 and encodes 439 amino acids. Lineage: Eukaryota; Pelagophyceae; Pelagomonadales; Pelagomonadaceae. The record is from RefSeq and is a predicted model, not a curated record. The transcript has 3 exons.